UACUCACCUCACACCACAACUCAAGCACUCUCAGUCUCGCUGACCUGCUUCUAGUUAAACGAUUGGUUUGCCGACUUCCUGCAGAAUACAUCAUGUUGGUCACUGUCUUUCUUGGUCUGCUGGCUGUCACUCUCAGCCAUGGCAUCGACCCAUCUGACUCCCUGUUUGAUCUCGUCGACGGAAACAAAGAUGGGGUCGUUGAAUUCAGUGAAAUGCUUGCCGCUUUCAAAAACGAUGACUCGAACAAAGACGGACUGAUGACAUUCGAAGAAUUUGCCGCUGGAGCACAUCCCGGGUCGCCCCCUCUUUUGAUGUCGGCAGCUUUUAGAUUUUACGACAUUCGCGACAAUAAGCCAAAUGAUAACUUUCUCGAUUCAGGCUGCCUUGUCGCUCUUUUCAAUGGUCUGGACGGUGACAAGGACGGAAAAAUCACACGUGAAGAAAUUGAAGACAAUUAUUUACCGCUUUUUCUUGAUGACGGUGGAGACAUUGCCUAGGCUGAUUUCUAACAGGUUGCUUUCCAUGACAUCUGGAAGAAAUGAGAAAUAAAAUGUUAAAUCUUUGAACAGUCA
Pomacea canaliculata is the source of this 572-nucleotide messenger RNA. RefSeq lists its product as uncharacterized. Gene Ontology annotation, molecular function: calcium ion binding. The transcript is spliced from 6 exons. NCBI's taxonomy places the organism in Eukaryota, Metazoa, Mollusca, Gastropoda, Architaenioglossa, Ampullariidae. The record is from RefSeq and is a predicted model, not a curated record. The coding region runs from base 93 to 497 and encodes 134 amino acids.